AUGAUCCCACAAGCACCGCUACGGGAGGUCACGCCCCCAACCACCCUCUCCAAGUCAUAUCUCCAAAGCAAUCAUGCGCCAUCACAGCACGCAGCUACCUUGGUCGCUGCGGUAUCGCGCCACGAUGCCAUGCGCUUAUCAAGAGCAACCGACCUGGGCUCGACUGCUAAGGGCAUCAUGAUAGGCAUCUUCUCUGUAUUGGGUGCUGCAGGCGUUUGCCUAAUUAUUGCCUCGAUUAUUUACUACUUCCGAUAUACACAACAAGGACGCAUCUUCCUGGACCGGUUGUCGCGGCCUGGCGAGUACGACGAUGAGCAACAGUUCGCGAAGGAGGAGGCCGAGGCGCUGGAAGACAUGGACGACCUCCAAAGAACCGAGUACAUGAGAGCCAAAGCCUUUGUGCAGGCAAACCCUCCCGAAUCCGUUCAGACCGACAUCUCCUUAUCGCAGUUCCUGGCAAUCCAAGAGAAGGGCGUGUCUGCAUGGGAGUUCGAGCCCGAACUUGAAAUCGCCAACUGCUUCGUCGAGGGCCGGACCGAAAUCGAGUUCUUCGACUCAGAGUGCAGCGUUCAGAGCAACCUACCAAUCCCGAAACAAAACGAGGUCUACUACUGGGAAGCCAAGGUGUACGAGAAGCCAGAGACCACGAGCAUAGCUAUUGGUGUCACGACAAAACCCUACCCGCUCUUUAGGCUACCUGGCUACCAUAAGUCCUCUAUCUCGUACAUGUCCAACGGAAACCGACGAUGCAACCAGCCCUUCACGCCAUCUGCAUACGGGCCAGCCUAUGUCCAAGGAGACGUUAUCGGUGUCGGGUACCGACCACGCACUGGUACCAUCUUCUUCACACGCAACGGCAAGAAACUCGACGACGUCGCACACGGCCUCAAGACCCAGAACUUCUUCCCAACCGUCGGCGCAAACGGACCAUGCCAGGUACAUGUCAACUUUGGUCAAAUGGGAUUCGUCUUUAUCGAAGCAAACGUGAAGAAGUGGGGUCUUGCACCACAAACAGGCAGCUUGGCGCCCCCACCACCUUACGGCAGUGAACAAGGAUCAAUUCUUCUCGACUCUGGCCGUGAUGGUGUAAGAGAGGGCAUGGGUAGCAACUACAUGCAGGCUGGUUUCGGACAUGGACGAUCAAGCAGCCAGCAGAUGCGCUUCGGACGCAACCAGCCAACGAGCCCAGGACCUCAGCGCAGCCCAACAGACAUAUCGCUUGCCGCGCUCAGCCUUGUGGAUUCGAAUGAAGACAGGGGUGAAGGUGCGAGUGCAGACUCCGGACGAACUACAAUCGACGCUGCCCAAGGACUCGGCCUCCUACAACCCGGCGAUCUACCACCAGAGUACAGCAGUCCUGUCGGCUCACCCCGCAUCAGCAGCACCGAAGACCGUAGAGAAAGCUAUUGGGACAACGAGCGCGCACCGCUCCUGAACAACCAGCAGGAGCGAUCAGAAAGCAGCCCACCCAUCCCCACCUACGACGCCGCGGUCGCCGACGCAUCACAAAUCCGCCCACCUACAAUCCGCGUACGAAGCUCCACACAAACAUCUCGUCCACGAGGGCCACGAUAA
Messenger RNA from Parastagonospora nodorum SN15, 1575 nucleotides. RefSeq lists its product as hypothetical. Gene Ontology annotation, molecular function: protein binding. Bases 1 to 1575 code for a protein of 524 amino acids. NCBI's taxonomy places the organism in Eukaryota, Fungi, Ascomycota, Dothideomycetes, Pleosporales, Phaeosphaeriaceae. The record is from RefSeq and is a predicted model, not a curated record. The transcript has 3 exons.